UUAUGUCGACUUCUUCUGGUCGCUACUUUAUAGCUCCAGGUGCAAGACUUAUGUCAACUUCAAAGUUUGUCAUGUUUUGUCGAUCUUCACGUAUAAAAAGUUUUCGUCUAUAAAAACGUGUUUCUGAAAGUUCAGAGAUCAGACAGCAGACAGCAGAUAGUAUAUAGCACAAGAGAUAUAUAUGCAAAGUGUAAAUAUCCUUGUAACGAGAUUGCGAGAGUUGAGUGUAUUGAAACUUUUGGGUUUGAGUGAUUAUUUUUUAUUAGUAAAUUUGUUUAAGAUCGUCAGCGUAAAGACUCCAUUUUCACAACAGAAAAAAGAUCUAAACAACUUGUUGCGGGGUUCGAUGGACUAUCGGGUGAGACCCAUUGACCGGGGCAGGAGAUGGAGUCGUCCUUGGACACUAAGAAAGAGCGUGGAAGUAGUUGCGGUUUUAAGUUCUCUGGUGGUUGGGUUCUCAAUUUUCAUGGCAAUUGGGCGCCGUAAAACUCUGGGUCAAAUCUCAUUGGCUAAUUCAAGUCAUUGUGAUUUUCCGGCGAUAUUCAACUUUGGUGAUUCGAACUCCGAUACAGGAGGCAAAUCUGCGGCGUUUCGUCGGCUCCUCUCUCCUAACGGCGACACCUUCUUUGGUAAACCCGCGGGGAGGUUCUCCGAUGGACUAGUCGUCGUCGAUUUUAUAGCUGAGAAGCUGAGAUUACCAUUCUUGAGUGCAUAUCUGGAUUCUAUGGGGACAAAUUUUCGACAUGGAGCAAAUUUUGCUACAGGAGGGUCUACAAUUCAGCCAGUGGAUAUGAGAAUCUAUGAGAUGGGUUUUAGCCCCAUCUCUCUUGACAUACAGCUUUUGCAGUUUGAACAGUUCAGAGCUCGCACAUUUGAGUUAUACAGGGAAGGUAGAAACUCAUACACCAAAAACAGUCUCCCAAGACCAGAGGACUUUUCCAAGGCACUAUACACGUUGGAUAUUGGACAGAACGAUCUUCAUUUUGGAUUCUCGUCAAUGACAGAGAAACAACUGCUGGAAUCAAUACCAAAUAUUAUCAAUAAAUUUUCUCAGGCAGUGGAGAAACUAUACCAACUUGGAGCUAGAGCAUUCUGGAUACAUAAUACAGGUCCUAUUGGCUGCCUGCCUUAUUCUGUUACAUAUUAUCCUCCGAAGCCAGAAAAUAUGGACGAAAGUGGUUGUGUACUUUCCCACAAUAAGAUAGCCCAAGAAUUUAACAGGCAGCUCCGGGAGAAGGUGUCCCAACAUAGGGUGCAACUUCCUGAUGCAAUACUUACUUAUACCGACAUUUUCUCAGCCAAGUACAAUUUGAUUUCUGAAGCAAAGAAGCUUGGUUUUGCUAAUCCACUAGGAUACUGUUGUGGGCAUUUUGGCGAUUACAAUGUUCGAUGUGGGGAAAAGGCACUAAAUGGAACUGAAGUUUUUGGGGUUUCAUGUAGCAACCUUUCAGUUUACAUUAGCUGGGAUGGCGUACAUUAUUCUCAUGCCGCCAAUAGAUGGAUAGCCAACCGAAUUCUUGAUGGCAAGCUCUCUGACCCUCCUAUCCCCAUUACUGAGGCCUGUCGCAAGCCUGCUCAUUUGUGACCAUGAGCCCAAAGAGUGCAGUUUGAACUAUUGACUGUGUAAUUAUGGUUUGUGUUUCUGUUGAUAAGUUCUCUUUUUCCCCCAUAAAGAAGAAUUUUGAAUUUCAUUUCAAACUGAGACUUACACAGAUUGAGAUGAUGUAGUUAUAUUAAUUGAAGUUGGGGACAUUUGAAAACUU
Molecule: messenger RNA, 1763 nt
Organism: Juglans regia (Persian walnut)
Lineage: Eukaryota; Viridiplantae; Streptophyta; Magnoliopsida; Fagales; Juglandaceae
Product: GDSL esterase/lipase At5g14450-like
Exons: 5
Coding region: 182-1585 (467 amino acids)
Molecular function (GO): hydrolase activity, acting on ester bonds
Source: RefSeq, a predicted model, not a curated record